Messenger RNA from Xenopus laevis (African clawed frog), 2177 nucleotides. RefSeq names its product testis-expressed protein 264 homolog (gene tex264.S). NCBI's taxonomy places the organism in Eukaryota, Metazoa, Chordata, Amphibia, Anura, Pipidae. The transcript is spliced from 4 exons. Gene Ontology annotation, biological process: protein-DNA covalent cross-linking repair; reticulophagy. Gene Ontology annotation, cellular component: nucleus; endoplasmic reticulum membrane; replication fork. The coding region runs from base 582 to 1493 and encodes 303 amino acids. The record is from RefSeq and is a predicted model, not a curated record.
ACCAUAUGACCGGCAAAGUUCCACUCGUCACACUUACACGCUAUCCUAUAGGCUAAACAGAAGAUAGUUGCUCCUUUUCGGAUAAACUUAAACAGCUCCCGAGAACUGUAAGCUGAGUUAACUAAAAGCGUGAAAUUGGAAUCUCCCAUCUGUGUUUCCAUGGUGACCGCCCGCUGAUAUAGAAGGUCGUCUGCAUUUGUUUAAAGACACCCAGCAGCGGACGUUCAGUUUACAUGCAGGAUUCAGCGUCAAUAUUUGUAGUACAAUUCAUGAAUUCUCCCCUACAAUAGUAGUUGCGCCCACCACCAUCGUACCCGGAAGCUGCUCGUUUUGGAAGGAGAUAUCUGUGGAAGUGUGCAGAGGAUUGUCUUUCACUGAAUCACUUCUACAAGCAAGGACAAGUCCUAAGCACCACUUGCCUGUCAGCUCUGAAACAAAACCCCUGAUUCUACCAAACCUGAGUGGGGGAUCACGUGUUUAUGCUCCUGUCAAAGAGCUGCUGACCCCAUUGGCUAAGGAGGUGUGAGGUGUCCCCACCACGUGUGCUUCUCUUGCAGUUAGUCAGUCACCCUGUUUCUGGGAUGAGCUCUGUACCAGAAUGGGUGCUGAUUUCCCUCGUAGCAGUCAUGGUAGUUCUUCUACUUCUCACCUUGUUUGGCUUAGCUGUGUAUUCAGGGCUGCUCACAGAAGUGGAGGUUCGGGCAGGGCCCCCGCCUAUCAGGGGUGCGGUGUUGGCUUACAAAUUUCGAGUGGGACCUUAUGACGAAAGUGGCAAUUUGUAUACAGAAAAUGUCAGCCUUGCUCCCAAGUUGGUGUCCAUUGGGGUUUACUAUGACAACCCCAUGAAGGUCCCUGUGGAGUUUUGCAGAUAUAUAGUGGGCAGUAUUCUCAGUGAAGGAGAUGAGAAGCCUCUUCCGGAUCAUGUCAGAAUAUUCCGUAAACAUGGCUUCAAGUUCUGUGUUUUGCCAGAAGUGAAUCAUGCUGUUAUGGCUACCUUCCCACAUACCACCCCAUUCUCAAUCCAGCUUGCAACUACCCGAGUUCAUCCAGCGCUGGAGAAGUAUGUUAAGGAGAGAAAGCUAUGUGCUCAUCCUUAUGUAGAAAUUUACAAAGGGGACAAGAUAAUCUUCAUGUGCCCACUGUCUCGCCAGGAUGAGUUCUAUGUUCCAGAGAUGAAGGAGCUGCUUAGGAAAGAGAGAGGAGAGACAGAGCAGCCUGAGCUUGCAGCUUCUGAGCUGGAAUCUUUGUUGCCAGAAGAAAUCUUAAGCCUAGACUUGGUCUCUGAGAGCCCAGAGGAAUUGGAAGGUGAAGUUGCACAGAAGAAGAGACAUGCAGACAGUGAGAGGAGUCACAGCGAGUCUGGGGCUAAUGGUUCUACUGUGGAAGAACUGGACUUGGAUGGCAGUGGGGCAGUUGCAAAGGCCCAGAUGGACACUAAUAACAAGUGGAGCAAAACAAAAGAAGCAUUGGAAAAACAGAGAGCAGAGGAAUGAGGCAGCAUGUGCAUCAGUUUCAUUCACUUCAUUACUCUGCUUCCUAGCUGUCCUACUCUGUCCAUGUUACCUUUGUGCUUUUUUUAAAUACGUGUUUCCCUUUUAGUAGAGACAGUGUAAACUCUCAAAGAAGAUUCAUAUGUGUUGUUAGUUCAGAAUGCUCAACAUGAUACAGUGUAAUGAUUGUAAGUUAUAUUUCAAAAAUCAAUAUCCCACAAUGUACAGACCAAGAAAUGUAAGUUCUUAUGGCUUUAGAGACAUUUACUAUGUUAUGCACACAGAGACAGAGUCCUAUAACUCUUGACAAUCAAUUAGCUGUUUGCUUUCAACAUUCUAACUGCACUCAAAGACGACUCCUUAUUUGUUGCUAUGGUUUACUGAACUAGGGGAACCAUGCCCAUGUUUGUGCAUAGUUUUGCAUGCAUUUCUUUACUGUGUUUUCUCAAUCUAACACUUUUCCACAGUACAUCCAAUACACUGGUGAUGUCUAUCACAGACUGGUACCAUGAAGCUCGCGAUUGCACCAUGAUAGUCUGUGUGUGUGUGUUAGGUUCAGCAAAUGACAAGUUGAGAUGACCUACAUCUGAUUGAUCAACCAAGUAAACAAUUGCUUGCUUAAGGAACAACAAUAUUAAAUCAUUCUAUAUUUAAAAAUAUCUAAGAAUAAAAAAAAUUAAGAAUCUU